Bipolaris victoriae FI3 is the source of this 2196-nucleotide messenger RNA. RefSeq lists its product as hypothetical. The record is from RefSeq and is a predicted model, not a curated record. Gene Ontology annotation, molecular function: microtubule binding; GTP binding; GTPase activity. Gene Ontology annotation, cellular component: cytoplasm; membrane; microtubule. The transcript is spliced from 4 exons. NCBI's taxonomy places the organism in Eukaryota, Fungi, Ascomycota, Dothideomycetes, Pleosporales, Pleosporaceae. Bases 1 to 2196 code for a protein of 731 amino acids.
AUGGGUAAGGACACCGAUACCGAUCGCAAGGACGCAAAGACCCCAGUCACCCCCGUGCCAGUUGAUCCAGAUGCCGUCACGACGAGCUCUCUACAAGCUCUUCAGUCGGCGGACCAGCGCAGGGUCAUGGAUAUUGUGGACAAGCUGCGCCGCACUGGUUUGAGCGGAGUGGUGGAGCUGCCUCAGCUCAUUGUCUGCGGUGACCAGUCCUCUGGCAAGAGUUCAGUACUAGAGGCGAUCACUGAGAUUCCGUUUCCUCGCAAGGAAAACCUGUGCACACGAUUUGCCACUGAGAUCAUCCUUCGCCGCUCCCCGGCUUCGACGAGUACUGUCACGAUUACGCCUGACAAGCUGCGCCCAGAGUCUGAACAAGCCAAACUCAAAGGGUUUACCAAGUCUAUCCAGAACUUUGAUCAGCUUCCAGAUGUGAUUGAAGAAGCGACUCUUGCCAUGGGCCUAGGCGUUGUGGGCGGUAUCAGCUCCAGGGCAUUUUCUCGCGAUGUGCUGUCUGUCGAGAUUACAGGUCCUAGUAGGCCUCAGCUAACUCUUGUUGAUCUUCCGGGCCUUAUACAUGCAACAAACAAGGCCCAGACAGAAGCGGACAAGGAACUGAUUCUGGACCUUGUUAGUCAGUACAUGAAGAACCCGCGCACCAUCAUCCUGGCUGUAGUGAGUGCAAAGAACGACUUCGCCAACCAAAUCAUUCUCGACCAUUGCCGCAAGAUUGAUGAGCAAGGCCGUCGCACUCUCGGCAUCAUCACCAAACCCGACUUUCUUCGCGAGGGCACUGACAACGAACUGAGCUGGAUCGAACUUGCCCAAAACAAAGACAUCUAUCUCGAGCGCGGCUGGCACAUGCUCAAGAACCGUGCCGACAACCAGAUGAACUUUUCAUUUGAUCAGCGCAACAAAGACGAGGCACUGUUCUUCAGCAAAGGCCGUUACGCCCAACUACCUCGCGAGUGCGUUGGCAUCACCUCUCUCCGCGAGCGUCUCAGCAAGGUCCUACUACACCACCUAAUCCGAGAGCUACCAUCACUCAAGGAAGAAAUGAUGACCAAGUACCGCGCAACGCUGGACGAAAUCUCCAAUCUGGGCGAAAAACGCAACACCAGCCACGAGCAACGCGUCUUCCUCAUGAAAAUCAGCAUGAAAGUAAACGACAUCCUGAAAUCCGCUAUAAAAGGGUACUACGAGUCGCCCUUCUUUGGAACCAUCAACAAAGACGCCGCCGUCGAUUCCUCAGGAAACAUCCGUAGAUUCCGCGCCGUGGUCCAGCAUUUCAACAUGGGCUUCGCAAAGGACAUGCGGCUUCGCGGCCACCGUUACAAAUUCGAAGCCGGACCUGGCGACGACGAGCGAGACUCCAGAGAAGCCAUGGAAGCCCAAAAGGAACUCGAGCGCGAACUCAAACAAGAAAAGGACACUACCACAUGUCUUCCUGUGCCUAAGAAACUCUCCCGCGGCGAAGCAGUCGAAUGGGUGAAAAAGACCCUCGAACACUCCCGCGGCUACGAACUCCCCGGUACCUUCCAGCCCGUCCUGAUAUCCCAGCUUUUCUGGGAGCAAUCCCUACCAUGGGAAGAUCUCGCCUCGCUGCACAUUUCGAAAGUAGCGCAAGUGUGCCGCGACUUCAUCGACGUGGUGCUGGCAGACUGCGUGCCCGAGGAGUUCAAAGAGCGGCUUGUAGCGCUGAAUGUGGAUGCGGCGCUGAGCAAGUCGCUGGGGGAUGCGCGGGAGGAGCUGGCCAAGAAGAUGCGGUUGAGGAAGCAUCAGGCGCUUAGCAGGGCUGCUACGUCUGCGGCGGAGGUAGAAGUGGGUGGCUGGGAGGACCGGCCAAUGUUUAUUGAUCCAAUAAAGUUGGCGGCGCAGCUGGAUAAGUCGAUUGAGCUCGAUAUGGAUACGUUUUCGAGCCAGGAGGCGCUGGAUAUGCAAAGGGCAUACUACAAAGAUGAGCUCGGGUACUUCAUCAACACCGUGGCGAAGGCGGUGGUUGAGCGGCAUUUGAUAGAGACGCUGCCGGAUGUCAUUCUUUCGCCGCUGGUCGUGACGCAGAUGACGGAUGAGCAGGUUGAGUAUGUUGCUGCUGAGCCGGUGGAGAUAGUACAGCAGAGGGCUCAUCUGGAGGCGAGGAAGGCCAUGUUGGAGAGAGGUCUGGAAACCUUUCGAGAGGCCAUGGGUGGUGUGAGGCGCUAG